Messenger RNA from Miscanthus lutarioriparius, 1323 nucleotides. The record is from the annotation of a GenBank genome assembly. Lineage: Eukaryota; Viridiplantae; Streptophyta; Magnoliopsida; Poales; Poaceae.
AUGAGCAAACAGCCGGUGACACCGCAGGCGGGCGGUGGCGACGGCAAGCCGUCCAUCGGUGCUCGCGGAGCCCAUGCGGCGCCGCCUCAUCCGGGGACUGGCCGCAUUCGCUUUGCAACAGUGCAGGGCGACGGUGCCGGGGACACUGCCCGGCCCCAGGUGCGUACAGAGCGCCCCGUGCCGACCUACAAGCCUGUGUCACAGAGGAGACAAGAGCCGGCGGCCGAUGAGCAGGCACAGGUGUACGGACAGUACCGGCGCGGAGGCGGCCGGGAGGAACCGCCGGCGUCAACACCAACGCGGCGCUGGGGUAGCCGUGCCGGGCUGGGAGGAGCUGCACCGCCGCAGGCGGCAAGUCACUCCGCAGCAGCGGGAGGGGCGCUGCCACCGCGGGGCAGCAUCCCCAGCCCCGGAACAGCUGCAUCGCCGACCGGUGACGUCCCCGACUCGUCGGGAGGAGCACCGGCACCGCAACUACCACGGCGCAGUGGCCUCAAGCCCAAUAAGACCAUCGAGCGCGUCAGCACGCUGGAGCCAAUGCCGGGUGCGAGUGGGAGUCCAGCGCCGACGCCGCAAGCGCAUGGUGUGCCUCAGCAUCCGCAACCGAAGCCGGAGCCACGUCAGCAUCAGCAGCCGGAAGGGGCGCAUGCCUAUGUGCCGCCGAAGCAGUCGCCGUCCGGGACGAAGAACCGGGCGAUGCUAUUGACGGAUAGGAGGAGGAAGGAGAAGAACGCGAGGAAGCCACUGGCGUUCUGCUUCACCUUGUGCUGCAUCCUGUUCUGGCUUCUGGUGGUCUGCAUCGGCCUCGCCAUCCUGGUGGUGUACCUCCUGUACCACCCCAAGGCGCCCCGGAUCCACGUGAGCACGGCCACCCUCAACGCCGGGUACAUCGACGAGCUCCCGCCGCCGCACCUGGGCAAGGCGCUCAACUUCGACCUCUACGUGCUGGCGGCCAUCUACAACCCAAACACCAAGGUCGACGUCGUCCUGCGCUACAUGCAGCUGGACCUCUACUUCCAGGGGAGGCUGAUCGGGACGCAGGCGGUGUGGCCUCCGCUGUACCAGAAGCCCGGCGACUCCGCCCUCCGGAGCGUGCACCUGGUGGUCAGCGAGGUGGUGAUGACGCAGGAGGACGCCGAGGUGUGGAAGAACGUCACCACUGGCGGCGGCCUCGUGGAGAUGCACCUCCAAGGCAAGUUCUACGUCCAGCUCAACUUCGGCCGCUGGCUCCCGUUCAGGUACACGGUCAGGCCGAUUUGCGCGCUCUGGCUCGACCCGCCGCCGGCGGGCGCCCUCCGCAGGGCGCGCUGUUCGAAUCGCUAG